Molecule: messenger RNA, 1920 nt
Organism: Closterium sp. Yama58-4
Lineage: Eukaryota; Viridiplantae; Streptophyta; Zygnematophyceae; Desmidiales; Closteriaceae
Source: the annotation of a GenBank genome assembly
AUGGCAGGCGUAGGCUCGUGGAAUUUACGCUCGACUAUCCCCACGCCGUAUCUUCCGGCGCUAAACACGGAGAUCGACUCUCCCGGCCCACUCGGCGGCUUCCUUUCGAGCUUGGACUCUCCAGGCGAUAGCAUUCCCGGUUUUCAGAUAGCGCCCCUCUUGGAAGAGCAGCCGAAGCUUAUUAAAUCGUCGAGCUCCACUCGCUUCGCCUGCGAUUCGACGAUCUUCAGUCCCACAGCGGUUCCCGACGAGGCUGCAUUCAUGGCCGGCGAAGGGAACGAAAUUUCGCAAACGGAUCUCGACAACUUGGCGGAAUGGAUCCCGCGGCUCGCUGGCGGUGCCCCCGCCGCUGCCGGGCUGCCAUCAUCAAUCGACGAGAUUGCGGCGGAGCUACAGUCGCUCGACGCCAAGCAGUUUCUGCUACAGCAGCAGAUGACGGCCGCGCGCGCAGCCGGCGGCGGCGGUUCCGCUGGCGAUGGCGAGGCGGACUUGUACGCGGCGCUAGUGCAACAGCAGCUUGCUGCUGAGAUGCACGCUACCAACGCUGCACCCGCCGCCGCCACUCACGGUCGAGACCUGGAGGAGUUUAGCGCGCUAUCGCGGAUGGCUGGUUUGCCGAACAGCCCGUUGGGAGGGGGAGAAGGCGGGGCCAAUUCAAUUGAGGCGAACGCUGCGCUUUUUGCGGCGACAGAACCGGCGGCGGCGCUCUCCGCGGCAUUGGGGAUGAUCGCGAACGAUCCCGCUGCUGCGCGCGGCGACGCACUGACGAUCCGCCCUGCGGCUCCACCGCAAUCCACGGCGCAAUUCUCGCGCGCGGCUAGCCAACUCGCAGCGGGGAACGUCUUUGGAGCGCCAGCUCAGUGGCCGUCUGCCUGCGCCACCCCUCAAGCUUCCGCCGGAGUUCAGAUCGGCGCAAAUUGGCUUCAGAACCAGCCGCAGCCGCAGCCGCAGCCGCAUUCGCAGCCUCAGACACAGCCGCAGCCGCGUGCAAAUAUGGAAACUGCUACGCCCGGGCCAGUGGCUGUGCCGCCUGUUUCUUCAGCGGACGAGCUUGAAGCGCUUUUUCAGCAGAUUCCGCCGGAGCUUGCGCCCGAGGAGCGCAUUGUGCUGGCGGCAGCGCUGAUGGCGGAGAUGCAGCGGAGCAACGCGGCGGCUGCAGGCAGUAUGAUUGGCCACUCGCAGCAUCCGCAGCACUCUCAGCAACCGCAGCAAUCUCAGCAACCGCAGCAAUCUCAGCAACCGCAGCAAUCUCAGCUGCACGUUUCUGGAGGAGCCAUUGGUACCACUCGUGGCAUCUCCUUUCCCUUGGCGCCCGUUUCAGGAAAUCCUGUAGGGAAUACUGCGGGUAUACUUGGCGACCAGACCCCUGCCUUUGCAGCUGAGCCCCAUCUGAGGCUCUCUGGCUCAAGACAGCGUCACGCCAGUGGAGCUGGUAUCAAUGCGCUGACUUCACACAGCGGACCUGCCUCAUCUCGACAGAGGUUCCCCGAAUUUCCAUCUGAUUUCCAGGAUAUUGCUCAAUGUAUGAGUGGACCUGUUAGCUCUGACGCGCUUGGCGUCUCGGACUCUAGCGCGGAGAGGGCGGCGUCAGCGCGUGCGGGUGGCGGGGGAGGGACUGGUGCGGGCAGAGGAGAAGGUGGGGGGGCUGGUAGUGGUGGAGCGGUUGGUGGUGCGAGUGGCGGGAACCCAGCGUUGAAAGCUGUUAGGCCAAGAUCGGUGAAAGAGAGGAGGCGGAGAGAGAGGAUAAGUGAUUGUUUGAGGAGGCUGAAGACUGCUAUUCCUCAGGAGAUUCUUGGAGAUAGGCAGGACCUCGGGUCCAUGAUUGAAAAAUCUGUUAGUUAUAUACAUAGCCUCCAGGCCCGACUUGAUAGGCUUCAAUCUAGUAGUACAGAAAAGGAUAGCAAGGAUAAGGGUCAGUAA